UUUCAGGGCUCGAUAUAUUGUGUGCUGUGAAGGAGAUUCGAAAUAACUAUUAAGAACAACCAGGGUCGAGGUAAAGGCGACAAGAAGAUGAAGAAAUUGAUGGGCAUGAUGAUGACCGGUUUAAUGGGCAAAAUGGCGUUCAUGGGUCCCAUGAUGAUUCUAUUGAUAAAACUAAAAGCGUUGAAAGCUCUGAUAUUGAGCAAAAUCGCCUUAAUGCUCUCGCUCUUCCAAUUACUCAAAGGAGGCGGAAAGAAAGGAGGCGGAGGUGGGCACGGUAAAGAGGUGAUAAUUGUCCAUGACGCGCAUGGAGGCGGAGGUGGUCAUGAUAGUUAUGGUGGAAGCAGUGGGUGGGCAUCAGGUGGUGGCGGCGGUGGAUGGUCUGGUGGCGGCGGCGGCGGCUCAGCAUGGUUAGCUCAGGGAGACAGUUACAGCAGCGGAGCCCAUACAGGAGGUGGCGAUGCCACCUACGCUGGUUCUGACGCCUACGCCACCGGUGGAAACGCAGCCGCUGCUGCUGGCGGUGGCGGAUGGGCCGGAGGUGGCGGAGGCGGUGGCGGUGGCAACGGAUGGGGCCGCCGAUCCGCCACUGAUCCACAUUGGGUCGCUUACAAAGCAUACGUGCCGCCGGGAGAAGAAUAACCACCUUGAUACGCCGCAUUUUUUUUCUUUGGAAUACCUAACUCUUGUGUACUUCGAAAUGGGAAAUGAUUGUGCAUGGAAAUGCGAUGGAAUUUGUACAACCGCGAUGCUCACUCAGCAGUCAAUGUCAACUGAAAAGUCUACCAUCAGCGUACAAUUUUCUCGAAUGUACUUUCUUUUUUAAACGUCGUGAUAUCAAAAUAUAAUUAGAUAAUUAUAUCGCCUUUUUAAAAUACUUGUAGUAUUUUUUUUUGUUGGUUUUUACGUAUUUUUCCUCUUUAUUUAUUUAUUUAUUUAUUUAUUUAUUUAUUUAAUUACUUAUUUAUUUAUUUAUCGUUUAUAUUUUCCUUCUUUCAUUUUUUUUUUUUUUGUUACUAUCCUUUUAUCCCCCCGAGUUUUAUCGCGCUCAACUUUCAAAUCGAACUAGUCAUAUUCGAAAGAAAUCUUUUACUUUCCAUCCGCGCAAUCAGAGUAAAAUUUUACAUCCAUGGCGAAGAAAUAUAUGACUAGCUUGUUCGUACUUCGUAGCCCAUCCAAAAAUGCUUCCUUUUUGCCCAAUCGAGUCAAAUGUUUGCCAUAAAAAAAGUACCUACCUUCGUUUUUAACUAAAAAUAAUCAUGGACUAGAAUGAUUCUUAUUAUUAUUAUGUUGAAGAUUAUUUCAUUCGAAUAAAAAACAUCCCACGUGAAAAACAAUUGUAUGUAAAUAUUUAAUUAUAGGUAAUAUUGUUGUUAUAUUUAUAAUAUGAAAUAUUUUCAUGUGUACUGUAUUUAUUUAUACGAAAUGGUUCAAUCAAUUGCGAAUUGUUCAUAUUUUAGUACCUAGUAAUCACAAUCACUAUGUCACAAAUUUUUUUCACCUUAGUAAAUUUCUUCGAGGUUUUUUCUCCAAAUUACAUUUAUAAAAUUAAAAAUUACUCUGAAAUAACAGAUUCAAAAAUAUGAAAUAUGACAAAUCGCAAAAACCAUUAUCGAAUUUUAUUUUUUAUACGUAUUUUAUACAAGUAUAUAUUUUUUUUAUUUAUUUGUUUUGUUCAUUUAUAUGAUUUACUUAUUUAUUGUUUUUUUUUUGUGUAGUAGAUACAUAUUUAUUUAUUUAUUUUCAAACUACUUUAAAUUUUCACUUCUCUUUUUCCAAUUAUAAUACGAUACACUUGAUAACUUUACAAAAUAAGAGCUAACCCCAGUGUGCCGUAGUCGCAGAAAAAUAAUGUAAAUAAAUAGAUUAUAUCUCGUUGAAAUAUUUUAAAGCAGUUUUUGUAGUGAACGAAUGCUUUAUUAUUCAAGCAUUCGUACAGCAUUUAAAAUUAUCGUUGUAAAAAUAAAAUUAUUUUCUUUAUAA
Molecule: messenger RNA, 1980 nt
Organism: Planococcus citri (citrus mealybug)
Lineage: Eukaryota; Metazoa; Arthropoda; Insecta; Hemiptera; Pseudococcidae
Exons: 3
Coding region: 88-639 (183 amino acids)
Cellular component (GO): membrane
Source: RefSeq, a predicted model, not a curated record